CGAGGAUAACACUCUCCAAGAUAAGAUGGCAGCCACCAGUGAUCAAACCAAGGAUGUUCCAUCCAGUUCCUCAAGCAAACCUGAGGGGUCAGCAUCGGGGUCAGGGGUCAAGUCAGGGUUCAAGUCAGAGGCAAUGAAAAAGUUUGAUCGAAUGAACAGACUCAAGAACCUUCAUCUCAAAAGGAAUGAAGCCAGAAAGCUGAACCAUGUAGAGCUUGUUGAGGAGGACAGAAGAAACAAACUUCCUGCAAACCAUGAAGCGCAAAAGAGAAGGAAUGAAUGGAUUCUACAAGAUGAAGAAGAGAGAAAGCAAGCGGAAGCUCGAGGAGAAGACUAUGAGAGAGUGAAGAUGUUGAACAUGUCAGCUGAGGAGGCAGAGAGGUUUGAGAGGAAGAGAAAGAAGAAGAAUCCUGACCAAGGAUUUGCAGACUAUGAGCAGGCGACGUUCCGUCAGUACCAGCGUCUAACGAAGCAGAUGAAACCAGACCUUGAUGGGUAUGAGAGACAGAAGGAGAAGCUAGGAGAUGAUAUCUACCCAGAUCAAGAUACUCUCACUCAGGUGGACUUCAAGGAUACAGAGGAAGGUAUCAAUAGGAUGGUCGAAGACCUCGACAAACAGAUUGAAAAGAGAAACAAGUACAGUAGGAGACGAGCAUUCAAUGAGGAGGAUGAUGUGGAUUACAUCAAUGAGCGUAACAUGAGAUUCAACAAGAAGAUUGAACGCUUCUAUGGCAAGUACACUGCAGAGAUCAAACAGAAUCUGGAGAGGGGAACAGCUGUAUAGUGACAAGACAAAACAGCUUCAGACUUUCAGCAUGACACAUGGACUAGAGGAAAGAAGCCUUUUAAAUGUCUGUAGGUUUCCCAUGGUGAUAUUUAGACAGACUUCAUUUAUCAUAAAUAUCAGCAAAGUAGUAAAGUCUGCUCUCUCUCUGUUGUUGUCAAUCGCCUGUUAGAAUUCACUCGACAGGAUCCUCUAUGUGUAGUUCAAUAACGUCAACACCUUUAGAAAGGCUGAUAACCCAAACAGCUACUAUUGUAACUGAUGAAAAUGGAUGAAAGACUGGAAAGUACGACACUGUCUCUGGGACUUGUGAUACUGGGUCCUUUCUUUAUUUUAUGACAGAUGAAUUACACCUGGAUCCAAUUUUACCAACCAUUGCGAUUGAUCCAAUUUAAUGGCAAGACAAUGCACAGAGCAAGUAUAAGACUAGAGACCACAAAUAUAUCAUCUGCUGGGAGAAAGAAGGUUGUUUACUGGAUAUCACUUCAUUCAAUCAACGUUCUUCUGGUGCCCAGUGUAUAGUGUAUAGCAGAACUGAUGACCAUAAUAUAGAAAUCAAGGAAGAUGUAUAUAUAAACUGUCGCAUGACUUUAGAUGUUUAUGAAAGCACUCCUAAAGCGAUCAUUUAAGAUAGUAACGUCUUUCCUGUUAUCCAGAUAGAUUUGAUGAACUUCACAACAACAUUCUCACAUUAUAUAGAUGAACAUUCAUGUUUUUUUUGCAAGUUUGUGUCAGGUUAAUACAUUGUGUAAAUAAGAGGAAUCAAGAUGACACUAUAUAAUGCUAUAUUAUUUUUACCUGCAGUAUCAUUUUAUUUCCUUGUAUGUUUUCAUUUUUUUGAUGUUCCAUCUCAUUUAACUUAAAACUGUUCUUUGAUCAAUUGAGAAGGUAAAAAUCAACUUUUAUAAUGACUCAUGAAUUCCAGAAAGUAUGAUUUUCAGUAUAAAUGCAGUGACCUUUUUGAAUUUAUUAUUAUUAUUAUUAGUCUUGUUUUUUCUAAAUAAUGGAGAAAUUGAUGCUAAUACAACCAUCCCAAUUGGCUGUCAAAACCAUUUUGAUUAAUCGUAUACAACUAUUAUUGGGGUUAUUUGGUUGGUUACUAUUAUUAGUUUCUAUUAACAUUCUUUUGUAUAAUAUCAGAAUGUAUCUACAGAGAGCUAGAAAGGCAGUCAAAUUAGCAAUUCCCCUUGGAAUGAAACACCUACUGGACCUUUGAUGGCAAACUGAUGAAACAUAAAAGUCAUCAUCUUAUGUGCCAUGUUUGGUGCAAGGAUUCUGGAUUUUGAUCCAUAUGAAAGUAGUUGACCAUAAUUCAGAAUUCUUAACAUUGUCUGAAAGAGAGGGAGAAAUGUUCAUAGAGGAGGGUUCAAGGGAGCUGGAACUGUGUUUGUAGGAAACCUGAAGAUAAAUAGGAAAGUGGUCUUGAAAUACUUCAUUUUUCUCAUCAUCUUGCAUAUUAUGUACAUGUAAUAGUAACAGAUGUAUAUACAAACUAUACCACAUACAUUUUUAGUGCAGGAAGAACCAUGUUGUAACUAAUGUAUUACAAAAAAGACAUUUGUCACAGAAAAUAUUUUGUUCAUAUAUCAUCAUACAUAUUUUAAUUGUUUAUGUUAUUACUUAUAUGUGUAUCAUAUGUCAUUUGUACAAACACCAAUAAACGCUUUAUGAAAUGUAUAAUGCUGUGUAUUGGA
Messenger RNA from Strongylocentrotus purpuratus (purple sea urchin), 2478 nucleotides. It is a transcript of the gene syf2, whose product is annotated as pre-mRNA-splicing factor SYF2. Gene Ontology annotation, cellular component: catalytic step 2 spliceosome; Prp19 complex; post-mRNA release spliceosomal complex. Bases 26 to 784 code for a protein of 252 amino acids. NCBI's taxonomy places the organism in Eukaryota, Metazoa, Echinodermata, Echinoidea, Camarodonta, Strongylocentrotidae. The record is from RefSeq and is a predicted model, not a curated record. The transcript has 6 exons.